Messenger RNA from Talaromyces rugulosus, 1776 nucleotides. RefSeq lists its product as uncharacterized. Gene Ontology annotation, molecular function: alpha-1,2-mannosyltransferase activity. Gene Ontology annotation, biological process: protein N-linked glycosylation. The record is from RefSeq and is a predicted model, not a curated record. The transcript has 4 exons. Lineage: Eukaryota; Fungi; Ascomycota; Eurotiomycetes; Eurotiales; Trichocomaceae. The coding region runs from base 1 to 1776 and encodes 591 amino acids. Gene Ontology annotation, cellular component: endoplasmic reticulum membrane.
AUGUCUUCCUCUGAAGAUGAGCAUUCCAGCGAGGCGCAUGGUGCGCCUCGCAGGGUCCCAAAAGGCCCUCCCCAGUUCUAUCUGCCAUUGAAAGCUGCCCUCUACAUCUUUGCUAUCUCCAAUUUUCUAUCGGCUGCCUAUGCGCCAAUUCAGGACUGUGACGAAAUCUUCAAUUACUGGGAGCCAACCCACUACGUCGAUCAUGGCUAUGGGUUACAGACGUGGGAAUACUCUCCAGAAUACUCCAUCAGAAGCUGGCUCUACAUCACAUUACACGCCGCAGUUGGCAAGACGAGCGCUAUUUGGAGUCCUCGAAAAGUAAUACAUUUUUAUGCCAUUCGGGGUUCUCUCGCAUUCUUUUGCGCCGCAUGCGAGACCCGUCUCUAUUCGGCGAUAUGUCGAAGACUCAACGCUGCUAUUGGCCUUCUUUUCGCGAUGAUCGUUGCGUUCAGCCCUGGAUUUUUCCAUGCUUCGACAUCAUUUCUGCCAUCUAGUUUCGCCAUGUACACUUCGAUGCUCGGUCUCGCGGCUUUCCUCAACCGAGGCAAGAACAAGAUUGCCGAAGGUAUUAUGUGGUUUGGUGUGGGCGCUAUUGUCGGCUGGCCUUUCUCUGGUGCAUUGCUUCUGCCGCUUAUUGGCAGUGAGCUUCUCUCAGCAAUCUCCACCGGCGAUGUUCAAGAUGCUGUUUGGGGGGUGAUCAAUGGGGCUCUCAGAUGCUUUGCCAUUCUGGGACUUGAAAUCGGCGUGGAUUCCCUUUUCUUCCAGAAACCUGCAAUCGUACCUUGGAAUAUUGUCUCGUACAAUGUGUUUGGUGGCGAGGGAAGAGGCCCCAACAUCUUUGGCACCGAGCCUUGGACAUUCUACAUUCGGAACUUGCUGUUGAACUUUAAUGUCUGGGUCAUUCUGGCCAUUUCCGUUGCGCCUUUGCUCAUUUUACGAGCCUUGUUCGGGUCUCGGGCAUCGAGCUCGAAUCAAACAAUUCUACGGCUAUUAGCCUACAGUUCGCCAUUCUACCUCUGGCUUGCCAUAUUCACUGUUCAACCUCACAAGGAAGAGCGAUUCAUGUAUCCUGCGUAUCCGUUUUUGGCACUGAAUGCGGCUCUUGCUCUCCACCUGAUUCUCGAAUAUGUUGGCACCAACAAGCCCGGCACGUUGAUGGGACUGAUCCCCGGAAAACUUAAAUUGGCUGCUGUCACAGCAUUCAUUCUUGUAUCCAUCAAUGCGGGGCUUCUGAGAUCUGUCGGUAUGGCAACUGCUUACAAUGCGCCACUAGGUGUGUACGGUGCACUUGAAAAGCCUGGUAUCGCGAAGGAAGGCGAUUCCCUUUGCCUAGGAAAGGAGUGGUACCGUUUCCCAUCUUCCUUUUUCCUCCCAGACUCGAUGCAAGCGAAAUUCAUCCGCAGUGAAUUUUCCGGGCUAUUGCCAGGUGAAUUUCCCAAUGGCAGCACUAUCAAAGCCUUGCUCUCUGGUGCAGCUGCAAUUCCAUCCGGGAUGAAUGAUCGCAAUGAAGAAGAUCCAUCAAAAUACGUUGACAUCUCACAGUGCUCCUUUCUCGUGGACUCUUCCUUCCCUAGCGCUCCACCCACCGAGUUAGAGCCUGACUACGUUCACGACACUGAUAAUUGGGAACAGAUAACCUGUAAGAAGUUCCUAGACGCCUCAAACACGUCGAUUCUGGGCCGGGUAGCCUGGAUUCCCGACCUGCCGUUUAUCCCUACGCCUUAUCGGCGGCAAUGGGGAGAGUACUGCUUGCUGCGACGAAGGCAAGAUUCAUAG